Messenger RNA from Hypomesus transpacificus, 5117 nucleotides. It is a transcript of the gene ubap2l, whose product is annotated as ubiquitin associated protein 2-like. NCBI's taxonomy places the organism in Eukaryota, Metazoa, Chordata, Actinopteri, Osmeriformes, Osmeridae. Gene Ontology annotation, molecular function: protein binding. The record is from RefSeq and is a predicted model, not a curated record. Gene Ontology annotation, cellular component: nucleus; cytoplasm.
UCCGAGUCUCUCGCUUAUUGUCUGCGCGAGUCGGUUCGGUGUAUUUCCUCAGCUUGGUGUAUGAACUGAGGGUUUAGGGGAUUUACUUCGUCGAAAUCCGUCAAGGAGGUCGACAAAGAGACCACUUGGUCGGUUGUAUAGCAGAAUAUCUGACAAUCGCCUAGGUUUCUGGUGUUAUUUCUUUGUAAAUACUGUUAUUUGUAUAUACUGUAAAUGAUGACAUCGGUGGGUGGAAAUCGAGCCCGGGGCAGCUGGGAGCAGACACAGGGCCAGACACAGAGUCACACACAGCAGAAGCAGAGGCCUCAGGCCACCGCUGAGCAGAUCCGACUCGCGCAGAUGAUUUCGGACCACAAUGAUGCUGACUUUGAAGAGAAGGUCAAGCAGCUGAUUGACAUCACAGGCAAGGACCAGGAUGAGUCUAUGAUUGCUCUGCACGACUGUAAUGGGGAUGUGAACAGAGCCAUCAACGUGCUGCUGGAGGGCAGCCCAGACACUGACUCCUGGGAGAUGGUGGGGAAGAAGAAAGGUGUGUCGGGCCCCAAAGAGUCUGGUCAGGCGGAGGUGGGGGAAGAGGGCAAGGAGAACCGGGAGAGAGGAGGAGAAAGGGAUGUGGCCCGUCGUCGAGGUGGGGUCCCGCGUCGCGGCCGUGGAGCCAGCAGGGGCCGAGAGUUCCGUGGUCAGGAAAAUGGACUUGAUGGAAGCAAGGCUGCUGGGAUUGCGGGCCGGGGCACAGAGAGAGGCCGCAGGGGAAGAGGCAGAGGAAGAGGAGGUGCUGGAAGGCGAGGGGGCAGGUUCUCAGCGCAGGGCAUGGGCCAGAUUGAUAAGGGGCCCAGAUAUGAUUUUUCAGGAGACGAGAGAACGUUCAACCCCGCAGACUACGCCGAGCCGGCCCAGACGGAAGACGGCUACGGAGGGGGAAGCACCUGGAACAACACGGGCAGCGUCGAGCCAGAUGAAGGAGCCGGGCUGGAGUAUUCUUCUGCGGGUGAGGGAACAAAUUACCAGCCCAAGUUUGAAUCGGCUCCGGGUGCCUGGAGGUCGGCCACAGACGAGUGGGGCACCGAGGACUGGAACGAGGACCUGUCAGAGACCAAGAUAUUCACAGCCUCCAGUGUAGCAUCCAUGCCCCUCCCCCAGGAGAACGUCACCAUCACUGCUGGACAAAGGAUCGACCUGGCGGUGCUGCUGGGGAAGACUCCCCCGUCCUCUUCCUCUGAGGCCGAGAACCCCCCGCUGGAGGCUGCCCAGCCUCCCCCCCUCUCCCAGUCUCUGGUCUUCAGCAACUCCAAACAGGGGGGCUCUCUGUCGCAGCCCCCCUCCGGCACUCCUUACAGCCAGCACAGCAUGGUCAGCAUGCUGAGCAAGGGCUACGGGGAGGUGGGGGACCCUAAAGGGGGCUGUACAGGGACCACCAGCGGCUCCCAGUUCCUGGAGCAGUUCAAGACUGCCCAGGCUCUGGCCCAGCUGGCCGCCCAGCACUCCCAGGCUGGAGCCCCCAACACGACCACCUCCUCCUGGGACACCAGCCCUGCCGCGCUGGGGCAGUAUGAUUUAAAGGCCCAGGCUGAGCCUGUAGUCCACGCCCCCUUCACCAAGCGCCAGCCCUACCAGCCCACCACAUCCACCCCCUCCAUGAUAGAUGCCUUCCUGCAGAACAAAGACGUGCCCCCUUCUUCCUCCUCCUCCGCGUCCCUGUCUCAUCAGACCGCGCCCUCGUCCCACAUGGCGCCGGCCUCCUCCGCCGGCCUCCCCAAGAUGGCGCCCGUUCCCUCGCUCGGCCAGCAGGUGUCGCCCGGCUCGUCCGACGCCCAGGGCUCCAGCCCGCUGCCUCUGCAGCAGCACAAACUCAAACAGCAGAAGAAGAGGACCUCCAUCACCUCCAAGAUCCCUGCUCUGGCGGUUGAGAUGCCCGGCUCUGCAGACAUCUCGGGCCUCAACCUGCAGUUCGGCGCUCUGCAGUUCGGCGCUGAACCAGCGCUGCCCGAGUACGACGCUCCGCCCGUCACCACCUCCGCGCCCGGCAACCAGGUUCCAAACAGUCUGUACACUAGCCCCAACAGCGAGUCGACGGCUGCUCUCUCCAACCCUGGUCAGAUAGACAUGUACGACCAGAGAGCCCAGGCUCAAGCACGCCGCUACCCCCCCCCCACCUCCUCCUCCCCACAGAAGGACCUGCAGGCCAAGAACGGAUUCAGUUCUAUCCAGAUGACGCAGUCUGUGGAAGCUGCAGCAGGCUCUGCAGUGUCAGUGAAGUCGGCCUCUGAUUCGACCGUGCCAGCGUCAGUCUCCAGCAUGAACGACGGAGGCUCAGGACCCGCCUCUCUGCUGAGCACAUCCAAUCAGACGUCCCUCAGUGUUCUGGGGCACAACGAAGACCUGCCUCCGAGCUCCAUGCCUCCGCCUCAGCACAGCAAUUCUCUACCUACACAACAAAAUAGUAUUUCUCAGUCAUCAGGGCGCACAUCAAAUUCUAGUUUACUGCACCAGGGCGUCGACGGCGACUCCAGCCUGCACUCGUCCUCCUUCCCCUCGUCCGUGUCGGCGGUGGCCUCCUCCUCCAUCCCCCCCCUCUCCUCCUGCUCCUCGGUGACGGCGGCGGUGGCGCAUGUGUCCCUGGGCGGGGCGCCUGCCUCCUCCGUGUGCAGCGUGUCGUCGCCCUCGGGCAUGGGGCCCGUCAGUAACCUGGCCAUGGGCCUCAGCGCGCCCUCCAUCGCCUCCAUGGGCCCCACCGCCGCCUCCACGGCCUCCUCCGUCCCCUCCUCGCGCGGCUCCGCUGUCUCCUCAGGGAAAGCACCUCCAAACCUGCCCCCUGGAGUGCCCCCUCUGCUGCCCAACCCUUACAUCAUGGCCCCGGGACUGCUGCAUGCCUACCCUCCUCAGAUGUAUGGCUAUGAUGACCUGCAGAUGCUGCAGACCAGAAUACCACUGGAUUACUACAGCAUCCCGUUUGCUACCAACCCAACAGCACUGACUGGUAGAGAGGGCAGCUUGACCAGCAACCCUUACUCCGGCGACUUAUCGAAGUUUGGCCGCGGCGACGCGUCCUCCCCGUCCCCCUCCACCACGCUGGCCCAGACGCAGCAGAACCAGAGCCAGAGCCACCACAGCGCCCAGCAGCCCUUCCUCAACCCGGCGCUGCCCCCCGGCUACAGCUACACCAGCCUGCCCUACUACACCGGUGUGCCCGGGCUGCCCAACACCUUCCAAUACGGCCCUGCCAUGUUCCCAGUGGCUCCUACCUCAUCCAAGCAGCACGGUGUGAACGUCGGCGCCUCGGCUACGCCGUUUCAGCAGAACGCCGGCUACGGUUCCCACGGAUACAGCACCGGCUAUGAGGAUAUGGGCCAGGCUUCGGGGAGUGGGGAUUUCUGUAAGGGUGGAUACGGCACUGCCGUGGCCGCCGCCGCUUCCGCGCAAAACAAGCCAGCCAGCUCUGUCACCGGGCCAGGAGUCGGAGUUUCAGUGACAUCCAGCAACACGGGAGUACCAGACAUUUCAGGGUCCGUUUACACAAAGACACAGUCGUUUGAGAAGCAGGGUUUCCACGCUGGCACGCCAACCGCUUCCUUCAGCCUGCCCUCGGCCCUGGGCAGCGGGGGGCCCAUCAACCCCCCCGCCGGGGCUGGCUACGCCCCGGCACCCUUCAUGCACAUUCUAGCUCCGCACCAGCAGCCCCACUCCCAGAUUCUGCACCACCACCUGCAGCAGGAUGGACAGAGUGGCACUGGACAGCGCAGCCAGAACGCAUCCAUUCAACAGAAGUCCCAGAUCAACAAGACUGCCUAUGGCAGCUACAACUGGGGAGCCAACUAACACGCAUCAUCCCAGCUCUGUGUCCCGAAGUCUGAUCGGAAAAGAGGGGGUCCUUCCUUUCCUUUGUGUGGUCUCCACAUAACCCCUCUUUCUCCCACUAAAAUCCCAUCCCCUGCUCUCUGGGCUCAGCAUACCUGCAGUACCAACCACCUCCACUGUGUCGAUAAGGAGCUCUGUAAAGCAGUGAUGGGGUUAGGGUAAGGGACAGUCUUAAUGGAGAGGUCUGCAGCAAAAUGGUUAUAUUUAACCAUCAAGAUGAUGAUUAUGAUUGAGUGUUUGGAAUUUGUACCGUGGUCAGCUCCUCUUCCCCCCCCCCCCCCCUCCCUUUCUCUGUUGUAUGUAACAUAGAGCUGUUUUCUAAAGGAAUAUGUAUUUGGUUGGUCCUUUCUGUUCCUUUCCUUAGAUUUUUUUACUGAUGGACAGGAAGGAAGGUGGGGGACAGGCUUGUUUUCUUUUUCUGAACCCCCCCCCCUCCCCCCAGACAUCUCAUUUGUAUCACCCUAACCGAAUACUCCAAAUAAUUUCAGUUCCCUGUUGAGUUUUUACAAUAUUUUAGUUCCAUGGAAGAUUUCUCUAAAUUGGCAGAAGAGUUGUGAAGUUUAUUUUUUACCAAAUAUAUAUAUAUAUAUAAAGAUGUAUAAUGCGAGCGCACUAGCUUGACAUAUGUGCAGAGUGUGUGUUUUUGUGUGUGAGUGCGUGUGUAUGUAUAUACUAGGAGGCCUUGGGUGUGUACUGCUUCUCUUGUUACUGCCAAACAGAUCAGUCAGGUACAUGCCCCUCAGUUAUCUCAUCUUAUGUCAUAGUAGUUCCCAUUUCUGAAGUUAAGUUACAUGUUAUGCAGUAAAUCGUCACAGUAAAUGGCAUGACAUGAAAGGCCAAUACACACCCGUCACCUUCCUCCCUGUUGAAGUUCAAGUUAAUUUUCUAAGCCCCCCCCCCCCUCCCCCCGAACACACUUCACCCUGUGGUCACCUGUCCCCCAUUAUAUUGUAAGCAGCAUUGAAUACCGAGGGAAAGAAUUGUACCAUGGGUUUUUGUCAGUGAUUUUUCUUUUUUGUACUGUGCGUUUUAAAGAGAAUUUAAAUGGAUAAACUUGUCUUGUACAUAUAUAAAAUACACAAGUACUGUAGUCCUUGUUUGUUCAGUUGCUUUCCCCUACCCCUUUCUCAAAACCUCACAGACUUGUUAGCAUUUUUUGUUUCAUGUUUUUUAUUUUGUAAAAAUAUAAAUAUUAAGGAAAUAAAAAGGAAAAAGACAUUUUCAUCAUUUUGGAUGUGAAUGUCUUUUUUUAAGAAACUUUA